Messenger RNA from Closterium sp. Yama58-4, 825 nucleotides. The record is from the annotation of a GenBank genome assembly. Lineage: Eukaryota; Viridiplantae; Streptophyta; Zygnematophyceae; Desmidiales; Closteriaceae.
AUGAACGAUGAAUUCGCUUAUCAAUCUUCUUCCAACGCGCGGCUAAACGGAGGAACACAAGUUCGGACGACGGCGAAAUUCGACAUUGGUCAGGCUUUUCAGCUCUGCAAGAUUAGAGUCGUUCCAGCCAUGGCAGACCUCCGAUCUUCCAGGGACGAGGAGAGCGAGGAGCGCGGGGGUUGGGCGCACGACGAGAAGGCGCGCGGGGAGCAGGGGCGCGCGCGCGAGUGGGAGGAGGCGGAGCGGCACAGCCGCGAGGCCAAGCUGGGACUGCACCCGCUGCAGACGCGGUACGUGCUGUGGUACACGCGGCGGCAGCGGCAGCCGCCCGGGCAGCGCAGUGCGACGUCGUAUGAAGACAGCAUUCGGCGCAUCACUGACUUCAGCACCGUGGAGGGAUUUUGGGCGUGCUACUGCGGCAUGGUGCGCCCAUCCGCGCUUCCCGCGCCCACGGACGUGCACGUCUUUAAAGACGGCAUCCGCCCGCUCUGGGAGGACGUGCACAACAGGCGGGGGGGCAAGUGGAUGGUGCGCCUGCGCAAGCCGCUCACUAACCGCAUGUGGGAGCAGCUCUUGAUGGCGGUGGUGGGGGAGCAGCUGGAGGGCGCGGAGGAGGUGUGCGGAGUGGUGCUCAGUGUGCGCUUCGGCGACGACAUUCUCUCCAUCUGGAACCGCUCUGCACCGCACAGCCUGGCGAGGGACAGGCUGUGUGAGUCGAUUCGGAAGCACCUCGGCCUUCCAUCAUCCUACACCAUGGAGUACAAGCCACAUGACGCAUCACUCAAGGACCAUUCCUCCUACCGCAACACAUGGGUGCGCACGUAG